ACGUAUACACAUAUUAUAUAGAUCAUGUGUAUGUGGCCGGGAACGGGUAGAGAUCCGGGUGGUUGGUUAAAGCCGAAUUGCAUUGGCUACGUGUAAUUUAGGGGAAAAUGGCUGAUAGGAAAAAUAAUAAUGUCUCGAACUCUAGUGCAAAUCUACUGUUUAGUGCGGCACCGGAGUUCAACUUCAGUCUGCCAUUCAUCCCGGUCAGUCAGGCCACAGGUCCAGCGGUGCUGUCAGGCGAUGAUUCAACAGACGUAGGAGAAGAAGACAGUUUCCUGGGCCAGUCCUCUGCGUCUGCUCCGGCCCCCUCCACCUUCAACUACUUCUCCAGCUCCGCGGCCAACAGCGACCCGUUCGCGUCCAUCGGCCACCACCAGCAAUGCCCUCCGCCUGCGCUGUCCUCCGCCCCCCCUCCGGUGCCAACGGGUCCCACCUCUCUCCCCUGCUCGCUGACCCCGACCCCGCCACCGCCCGGGCCUCAAACCAACCCCAACCUGGGCUUCCCCGGGGCCAACGUCUACCAGAGCCCCAUGGGACGACAAACUCCUCCUCUCGCCGCCGCCACCCCGCCCCCUUCGCAGAGCACCCCUCUGAGCCACAACCCGUACCGCCACACCCCGCUGAGCAGCCGAGCCAAUCCGUACAUGCCGUCGCCGGAGGUCCUGCCGCCGCCCACGACCGUGCCACCCCAGCAGCAGCAUCAGCAGCAGAACCAGUACUCUCUGGGCGCCCCGCCACAGGGGUACGGCAUGCCCCCGCCGGCCUUCACAAAGCCCCCUCCCGGCCAGAUGCAGAGCCCGCUGCCCCCUCCCACCAUGGCCGGAGCCUUGGUCCCAGCCAACGCCAUGAUGCAGUACAACGUCUAUGAGGCCGUGCAGCCUCACUGGUUCUUCUGCAAACAGGUGGAGUCCAAGAGUGUCUGGCUUCCCUUCAGCAUCAUCGACUCCAUCCAGCUGGAGGAGACGUACAACUCGGUGCAACCCGACCCGGAGAGCGUGGUCGUACGCACGGACGGCGGGCGCUACGACGUGCAGCUGUACGACCGCCUGCGCACGCCCGUGUUCUGGGAGGAGGACGAGACGGAGGUGCGGCGCUGCACCUGGUUCUACAAGGGCGACAGCGACAGCCGCUUCGUGCCCUACUCGGAGGAGUUCAGCGACAAGCUGGAGGCGGAGUAUAAGAAGGCGGUAUCCACCAACCAGUGGCACCGUAGGCUCGAGUUCCCGUCGGGUGAGACUAUCGUCAUGCACAACCCAAAGGUGAUAGUUCAGUUCCAGCCCUCGGCGAUGCCUGACGAGUGGGGCACUACACAGGAGGGCCAGACCAGACCCAGGGUGGUGAAGAGAGGCAUCGACGACGACCACGAUGAAGUGCCUGAUGGGGAGCUGGCCACGGUGGACCACCUGGUGUUCAUGGUGCACGGCAUCGGGCCGGUGUGUGACCUUCGCUUCCGGAGCAUGGUGGAGUGUGUGGACGACUUCCGCAGCGUGUCUCUGAAGCUGCUGCAGAGCCACUUCAAGACGGCGCAGGACGAGCACGCCAUCAGCCGGGUGGAGUUCCUCCCGGUGCAGUGGCACACGGCGCUCCACGGGGACGCCACGGGCGUGGACAGGAGAAUCAAGAAGAUCACGUUGCCCAGCACGGGUCGCCUCCGUCACUUCACCAACGAGACGCUGCUGGACGUGCUGUUCUACAACAGCCCCACCUACUGCCAGACCAUCAUGGACACGGUGGCCCUGGAGAUCAACCGGCUCCACACGCUGUUCAGGGCCCGGAACCCCGACUACGCUGGCAAGGUGUCGGUCUCCGGCCACAGCCUGGGAUCCCUGAUUCUGUUCGACCUGCUGUCCAAUCAGAAGAACGCCGCCCUCUCCCAGACCGCCCCCCCCGUGCCGUCCUCUAACGGCGGCCCCCCGGACGGGAGACAGGCUGUUUCCCCCGUUGCCGUGGGAAACAGUCCGGCCCCUCCCCCGGUGGCGGUGGAGGAGAAGCCCAGAGAGGAGGCGGAGGUUCUGGAGGGGCUGGCUGACGCGCUGGAGCACCUGGGCCUGUCGGACUUCAAGACCACCUUCGACGAUGAGCAGAUCGACCUCGAGUCCUUCCUCAUGUGCACGGUGGAGGACCUGAAGGAGAUGGGGAUACCCCUGGGGCCGCGAAAGAAGAUCGCCAAGUUCGUCAAGGAACGAGUGAAUAAGCUGGCGGCCGAGGCGCAGAGGGCCCAGGAGGUGAGCCAGGAGGUGGUGCCCGCCCCCGCCCCCGCUGUCGCCCCGCUGGCCGACACCGUCGCCAUGACGCUCCCGGUGGGCAAGACCAGCUCCUCCGUCCACGUGGAUUACAACUACUUUGAAGUCGGCACCGGACAGGUGUCAGUGAUCUACCACGCUCUGGACUUUGAGCCCGUUAACUUCUUCGCCCUGGGCUCUCCCAUCGGGAUGUUCCUGACGGUGCGCGGCCUGGAGAGGAUCGAGGAGAGCUACCAGCUGCCCACCUGCGAGGGCUUCUUCAACAUCUACCACCCGCUGGACCCGGUGGCGUACCGAAUCGAGCCCAUGAUCCUGCCUGACCUGGACCUGAAGCCCGUCCUCAUCCCCCACCACAAGGGCCGCAAGAGGCUGCACCUCGAGCUGAAGGAGUCCCUGACCCGGAUGGGCUCGGACCUGAAGCAGGGGCUGAUGAGCUCGCUGAAGAACGCCUGGCAGACGCUCAACGACUUCGCCCGCGCCCACACCUCCUCGGCCCAGCUGCAGGCCGAGCUGGCCAUGGUGGCCAGCCGCAUCAAGGAGGAGGAGGAGAAGCAGCAGGUCCAGGAGGCUGGGAGGGGCUCAAUCUCCCGCGCUGUGACCUUAACAGACGGUGGUCCCCCUUCAGUCGCAGAGGACAAGAUGGCGGAGGCGGUGGAGCCGCUGAGGGAGGAGGAGCCCCAGGUGAAGAUGGGGAGGCUGAACGGCGGCAACCGCAUCGACUAUGUCCUGCAGGAGAAGCCCAUCGAGAGCUUCAACGAGUACCUCUUCGCCCUCCAGAGCCACCUGUGUUACUGGGAGUCCGAAGACACAGCCUUGAUGCUUCUCAAAGAGAUCUACAAGUCCAUGGGCAUUCACCCCGAGCACAUCCUUCAUUAACGCAGUCUAUUUUUAAAAGCCCUUCACUGUCUUUUACGUUUACUAUUCCAUGUUUAUUCUGCUGGACUUCUUUCUGAUUAUUUUUUUAUUAUUAUUUUUAGUUGAAUGUAUAGGGAUGAGUACGAAUGUUGUAUGAUGCAUAUUAUCUUAAAUUAAGAACAGAUAAAGUUAAGGGAUUCCAGUGACUAGUUCAACUAAAUUAUAGAACUGGUCGAGUUGGCGCUAUGUUUACUGAAACUAUACUGUACAUUAUACAAUUCAUUAUACAAAGAUUUUAACAUAAGUGACUUGACAAGGCAGCAGUGAAGAGCUUCCUGUUUUAUUCAAUGGCCAACAUGUCGAAUAAAUCAUUUCAGAAUUCAACAAGCUGUUUCCUCAUUAAAAAGAUGAACAGGAAGUGAAGUCUAUAUACAGAGUAAGCAGAGAUGGCUGGUCAGACUUAACAAAAGCAGACAUGUUUGCUAUAACUGAUUAAUAAAAACUAACUACUACAGAA
Messenger RNA from Gadus macrocephalus (Pacific cod), 3615 nucleotides. RefSeq names its product SEC23 interacting protein (gene sec23ip). NCBI's taxonomy places the organism in Eukaryota, Metazoa, Chordata, Actinopteri, Gadiformes, Gadidae. The transcript is spliced from 18 exons. The record is from RefSeq and is a predicted model, not a curated record. Gene Ontology annotation, cellular component: COPII-coated ER to Golgi transport vesicle. Gene Ontology annotation, molecular function: metal ion binding; protein binding. The coding region runs from base 108 to 3119 and encodes 1003 amino acids.